GAGCCACUGGUGUCUGGAAGAUGCUACAGUUUAUAAAACACAAUUUUGUUGUUAUUGGUUGAAAGAAGAUAGAAAUAAUUGACAAUAGAUGCCAAAACUAAAGAUCACAGGGAAAUUCUUUGGAUGCUGGACAUUAAAGAUGGCCCGGACUAGGUGGACAGCAUUCUGCUGAUGCAGCUGAGGCUAGAGAUUCACAACUACAGGUAACUGAACUUCUUUUCAUCUUCCAGUCACAAUUCAGUGCCUUCUCCAGCCUCCCACCCCCGAAAUCCUCCAGCAUUUCUGAAGGGAGGUAUAGUAAAUUGUUACAAAACUCUACAAGACGCGUGAAUAGUGACAAAACUGCCACCUUUGGGAGUUUGUUGUACUGUGAGACCUGUUUGUUUCCUUUCAGAAAAGAAUAUGACAGAUACCUAGCAUCUAGCAAAAGAAUGGCAGCUGCUUACCUUGACCCAAACUUGAAUCAUACACCAAGUUCAAGUACUAAGACUCACCUGGGUACUGGUAUGGAACGUUCUCCUGGUGCGAUGGAGCGAGUAUUAAAGGUCUUUCAUUAUUUUGAAAGCAAUAGUGAGCCAACCACCUGGGCCAGUAUUAUUAGACAUGGAGAUGCUACUGAUGUGAGGGGCAUCAUUCAGAAGAUAGUGGACAGUCACAAGGUAAAGCAUGUGGCCUGCUAUGGAUUCCGCCUCAGUCACCUGCGGUCGGAGGAGGUACACUGGCUCCACGUGGACAUGGGUGUCUCCAGUGUGAGGGAGAAGUAUGAGCUCGCCCACCCACCAGAGGAGUGGAAGUAUGAAUUAAGAAUUCGUUAUUUGCCAAAAGGAUUUCUAAACCAGUUUACUGAAGACAAACCAACUCUGAAUUUCUUCUACCAACAGGUGAAGAGCGACUACAUGUUAGAGAUAGCUGAUCAGGUGGACCAGGAGAUUGCUUUGAAGUUGGGUUGUCUAGAAAUACGGCGAUCAUACUGGGAGAUGCGAGGCAAUGCGUUAGAAAAGAAGUCUAACUAUGAAGUAUUAGAAAAAGAUGUUGGCUUAAAGCGAUUUUUUCCUAAGAGUUUACUGGAUUCUGUCAAGGCCAAAACAUUAAGAAAACUGAUACAACAAACAUUUAGACAAUUUGCCAACCUUAAUAGAGAAGAAAGUAUUCUGAAAUUCUUUGAAAUCCUUUCUCCAGUGUAUCGAUAUGACAAAGAAUGUUUCAAGUGUGCUCUUGGGUCAAGCUGGAUUAUUUCAGUGGAACUGGCAAUUGGCCCAGAAGAAGGGAUCAGCUACCUGACAGACAAGGGCUGCAAUCCCACACAUCUGGCUGACUUCAACCAAGUGCAGACAAUUCAGUAUUCAAACAGUGAAGACAAGGACAGAAAAGGAAUGCUGCAGCUCAAAAUCGCAGGUGCACCUGAGCCUCUGACAGUGACGGCACCAUCCCUAACUAUCGCAGAGAACAUGGCUGACCUGAUAGAUGGCUACUGCCGGCUGGUGAAUGGAGCAACACAGUCCUUUAUCAUCAGACCCCAGAAAGAAGGUGAACGGGCAUUGCCAUCAAUACCAAAGUUGGCCAACAGCGAAAAGCAAGGAGUUCGAACACACACAGUCUCCGUGUCAGAGACAGAUGAUUAUGCUGAGAUCAUUGAUGAAGAAGACACCUACACAAUGCCCUCAACGAGGGAUUAUGAGAUCCAAAGAGAAAGAAUAGAACUUGGACGAUGUAUUGGAGAAGGCCAGUUUGGAGAUGUACAUCAAGGAGUGUAUAUGAGUCCGGAGAACCCAGCUUUGGCAGUUGCAAUUAAAACGUGUAAGAACUGUACUUCGGACAGCGUGAGAGAGAAAUUCCUUCAAGAAGCCUUAACAAUGCGUCAGUUUGACCAUCCUCAUAUUGUGAAGCUGAUUGGAGUCAUCACAGAGAAUCCUGUCUGGAUAAUCAUGGAGCUGUGCACCCUGGGAGAGCUGAGAUCAUUUUUGCAAGUAAGGAAGUACAGCUUGGAUCUGGCGUCUUUGAUCCUGUAUGCUUAUCAACUUAGUACAGCACUUGCGUAUCUGGAGAGCAAAAGAUUUGUACACAGGGACAUUGCUGCUCGGAAUGUUCUGGUAUCCUCAAAUGAUUGUGUAAAAUUAGGAGACUUUGGCUUAUCGCGUUAUAUGGAAGACAGUACUUAUUACAAAGCUUCAAAAGGAAAAUUGCCUAUAAAAUGGAUGGCUCCAGAGUCAAUCAAUUUUCGACGGUUUACCUCAGCUAGUGACGUAUGGAUGUUUGGUGUAUGUAUGUGGGAGAUACUGAUGCAUGGUGUGAAGCCCUUUCAAGGAGUGAAGAACAAUGAUGUGAUCGGUCGAAUUGAAAAUGGGGAAAGAUUACCAAUGCCUCCAAAUUGUCCUCCUACCCUCUACAGCCUUAUGACGAAAUGCUGGGCUUAUGACCCCAGCAGGCGGCCCAGGUUUACUGAACUUAAAGCUCAGCUCAGCACAAUCCUGGAAGAGGAAAAAGCUCAGCAAGAAGAACGAAUGAGGAUGGAAUCCAGAAGACAGGCCACCGUGUCUUGGGACUCUGGAGGGUCUGAUGAAGCACCGCCCAAGCCCAGUAGGCCUGGUUAUCCUAGUCCAAGAUCCAGUGAAGGAUUUUACCCCAGCCCUCAGCACAUGGUACAGACCAAUCAUUAUCAGGUCUCUGGCUACCCUGGUUCACAUGGAAUCACAGCCAUGGCCGGCAGCAUCUACCCAGGCCAAGCAUCUCUUCUGGACCAGACAGAGUCAUGGAAUCAUAGACCUCAAGAGAUAUCCAUGUGGCAGCCCAACAUGGAGGACUCAGCAGUCUUGGACCUGCGAGGCAUCGGGCAAGUGCUACCCACCCACCUGAUGGAAGAGCGGUUGAUCCGACAGCAGCAGGAAAUGGAAGAAGAUCAACGCUGGCUGGAAAAAGAGGAGAGAUUUCUGAAACCUGACGUGAGGCUCUCCCGAGGCAGUAUCGACCGGGAAGACGGGAGUCUUCAGGGCCCAUUGUCUUGUCAGCUUCAGCCCCAGGAAAUCAGUCCCCCUCCCACUGCCAACCUGGACAGGUCCAAUGACAAGGUAUAUGAGAACGUGACGGGCCUGGUGAAAGCCGUGAUUGAGAUGUCCAGCAAAAUCCAGCCAGCCCCACCGGAGGAGUACGUCCCCAUGGUGAAGGAGGUUGGCUUGGCCCUGCGGACAUUACUGGCCACUGUGGAUGAAACCAUUCCUGGCCUGCCAGCCAGCACGCACCGAGAGAUUGAGAUGGCGCAGAAGCUGCUCAACUCCGACCUGGGCGAGCUCAUUGGCAAGAUGAAGCUGGCACAGCAAUAUGUCAUGACCAGCCUGCAGCAGGAGUACAAGAAGCAGAUGCUGACGGCUGCCCACGCCCUGGCUGUGGAUGCCAAGAACCUGCUGGAUGUCAUUGACCAAGCGAGGCUGAAAACGCUAGGACAGACGAGGCCUCACUGAGCUGCCGGCGAGCACAUCUGCCCCACAGGAGUUCUCUGGCCUUCCACCAGCAGCGAGGAAUGAACCGUGUCCUCGAUUGCCAGCACUCACAGCUAGUUGGAAAUCCCUCAUAAGUUUAACCACAUUUUGAUUUGGAUUUGUUUAAUUUAAAAAAUUGAAGAAAGUCUAGGAUUCGAGAUGUGUCAUUUUCCUGAGAGUGAAAAUGGCACGUUGAGAAGCUUUCAAGAACCAUGAAAACAGUUGCUGUUAGCAUUCGGGUGCGUUUUCGUGGAGCGGCAUGUUAACUCCUGACCACCUCCCCUGCAAGAGAGGGGAAGAGCGGGGAAAACGGGGCUGGCGACCCUUCCAUCAUUACUGGGUGGAUGGAACACUGCUGCAAUAUGCUAAUCCCAGUUGCAGACAAAGAAAAGAAGAGCUAUAUUUUGAAGACUCAAGUUGUUUGAGAAGAAAACUACCACCUUCUUAUCUUCCACCUUUUACUUUCAUGUGGAUAUUGAAGCAUUGGGUUGGGAACUAGCUGUAGGACAUAACUAAACUUGUCUUUUUCACCAGAAUUAUGUGCCAGUUUUUGUAGCGAUGUAAUUUCUCUUGGAAGCAGAAAUGCUUUGUACCAGAGCACCUCCAAACUGCAUUGAGAAGUUCCAGAACCAUCCCUGUUUUCCAUUUUUAUAUAAUUUAUAAGAAAGAUCAAAGCCAUGUUGACUAUUUUACAGCACUGGAGCUAUAACCUUCAUUGCGUCUGUCUUCCCAGGAGAGCACUCAGCGGAACGAGGAGACUUGGCUCUCUUCAGAUGUCCGGUCCUUGCACCAUCCAUUCUGUUAGAUAAUUUUGAAAACUAUACCCUCCCUUUAGUUUGUCGGGGGAUAUAAAUUAUUCUCAGGAAGAAUAUAAUGAAUUGUACAGUUACUUUGACCUAUUAAACAGGUGUCACCAGUAAA
This is a messenger RNA of Dipodomys ordii (Ord's kangaroo rat), 4394 nucleotides long. RefSeq names its product protein tyrosine kinase 2 (gene Ptk2). Gene Ontology annotation, cellular component: focal adhesion; cytoskeleton. Gene Ontology annotation, molecular function: protein tyrosine kinase activity; ATP binding. The record is from RefSeq and is a predicted model, not a curated record. Gene Ontology annotation, biological process: signal complex assembly; protein phosphorylation. The coding region runs from base 432 to 3455 and encodes 1007 amino acids. The transcript has 31 exons. Lineage: Eukaryota; Metazoa; Chordata; Mammalia; Rodentia; Heteromyidae.